Messenger RNA from Salvelinus namaycush (lake trout), 452 nucleotides. RefSeq lists its product as uncharacterized. Bases 84 to 452 code for a protein of 122 amino acids. Lineage: Eukaryota; Metazoa; Chordata; Actinopteri; Salmoniformes; Salmonidae. The record is from RefSeq and is a predicted model, not a curated record. The transcript is spliced from 3 exons.
UGUACUAGGAACUGAGGGUGAAGGAAAGAGUUCUGUGUCUCGCUGGACUGGAAUAGGCUGAGAGAGGAGAGUGCUACCUGGUCAUGGGAUGCUGUAGUGUGACUCAGAGAGGAGCGCAUUCCGGGAUUGACGAUGUGGGCCCUGAUGAGAUCGAGCUCCUGGAGAUUGACAACUCAGGGAUAUGGAGUCUAGGAGAGAGCAGGCUUCAGCUCUCUGUGAGGAAUGGAAAAGACGGUCCACCCUCUCGCUACCCUUCAGUGAGACACCUCAACCAGGAGGUUGUGCUAUGGGGCAGGAGCAGAGAGGAGCUACACCACAGAAUCUACAACCAGCCCAUCCGUGAUUGGGAGGGCCAACCUACACACAUGUAUGGAGAGAUAGUGCACUCCUCCCUGGUGUCUCUCCACAACAGCUACACACAGGUAACAUCGCAGUACACCAUGCUCAGAUAG